This is a messenger RNA of Odontomachus brunneus, 3066 nucleotides long. RefSeq lists its product as uncharacterized. The transcript has 6 exons. The record is from RefSeq and is a predicted model, not a curated record. Bases 1 to 3066 code for a protein of 1021 amino acids. Lineage: Eukaryota; Metazoa; Arthropoda; Insecta; Hymenoptera; Formicidae. Gene Ontology annotation, molecular function: zinc ion binding; nucleic acid binding.
AUGAUAUCUCUUAAAACAAAACAAACACAAGACGCGGUGGAGGGUGAGGGUGAAGUGGAGGUGGAGGCGUACGCCUCCGUAACAUGCGGGCGGAAUAUGCCCAUUGCAGCGCGGACCAACAGCGCUGCGGGAUGGACUUCCUGGCCUGAGGCUUUGAGGAAAAGCCAGGAGGCCAUUAACGGUCUACCUAGGGAGGAGGAUCCUGGGGCGACCUACGGCCCUGAGUUCAUCGGGACUUCGACUUGGUCAUCACCAACCCAGGUGAAGGCGAGCCGCCCUGGCCCGGCAAGUAGCAAGGCUGCGCAACUGGCAAAAAACAAGGCUGCGCAACUGCCGAAGGGCAAGAAGAGGAGGCUUGAUCCCUCCGCCUCGUCUUCUGACCACGAGGUGGAGGUCGUUGACGAGUCCUCGGACUCGGCCUCCUCCCCGGAGGAUGAGGGGAGGAAGAAGAAGGAUGGAAGGGGACGCCCUCCGAAGGACCCUUCGCAUGAAGGGUGCUUCACGGCGGAGGCACUGAAGGCCAAGAAGGUCUUCGCCAAAAGGUUGAAGCAGGGCCGGGACGAGGAGCGUGCCCUGGACCCCUCGGCGGUGCUGAAAUACACUAAGAAGGUAGCGGACAUGCGUUACAAAGAGGCGGACCUCAUACAGGAAUACAGAGACAUCUCUUCGGCCGGCUUAGGAGCAGUGGUGACGGAGCGCGUGGCCAUGCUGCAGAAGAUGGCCCAGGGCUGCUCCAAUCUAAAAGGUACCACGGUGAGUGCGCUGUGGAACACCUCGGCCCACAUCUCGGCAGCCGCCGCGGUUUUGAACCAGAGAGCGCAGCAACCUGGUCACGCGGUGGCGGAGGCCGAAUGGGAGGACAUCAGGAAGGAGAGAGCGCAGCAACCUGGUCACGCGGUGGCGGAGGCCGAAUGGGAGGACAUCAGGAAGAAGGUCCGCCAGCUAAAGGGGGACCUGACGCACAUCAAGGCCGAAAAUGAGAGCAUCAGGUCCGAGAAUGAGAACCUGAAGGCCAAAAUUAAGAAAUUGGAGGAGGAGCGAUCCAGAGUGGCUGCGAGGGCUCCUAGCCCUCAACCCACUCCGAGGUUGAGGAGGAUGGCGACGCGGCCGGCGAUUGUCGAGUCGGAAUCGGAGGGGGAGAAUCCAUCUGGGGUAACGGGAGGGAAGGGUGUUCCGCGCCUAAAGUCGCCAACGUCCGCGGCGGUGUGCAUCACCUGUCCAGCUGGCAAGUACAGCGAGGUGAUGUGCAUCGCCAGGAGCAAGGUCCCCCUCUAUGAGCUGGCGAUAAAGAACCUCAGGUGCAAGAGGGCCAUCACCGGGGCCCUCCUGCUUGAGGUCCCUGGCCCGGAGGGGGACAAACUAACCGACACCCUGGCCAGUAGACUUAGGGUGGCGCUGACUGGAGAGGAGGGGGUCAGGGUGGACCGUCCCUCAAAAAAGGCAGAGGUCCGCCUACACAACUUGGAGGACUCUGUCACGGUCGCGGACAUAGCAGCGGCCGUGGCAGACGCCUCGGGAGGGGACUCCUCCGACAUUAAUGUGGGGGAUGUAAGGAGAGCCCCCAACAGUCUGGGGACUGCCUGGGUGCGGUGCCCCGUCGCCGUGGCCAAAAAGGUCGCGGAGGCGGGUCGCAUUCAGGUAGGUUGGGGUAUGUCUCGGGUUGAGGUGCUGGCGGCUAGGCCCCUGCAAUGCUUCCGCUGUUUGGAAGAGAGGCACGUCCGUCAGCACUGCCGCAGCAAAGUCGACCGUUCCGGCUUAUGUUACCGCUGCGGCGGCCCGGGUCAUCGAGCCGCGGAGUGCACCGGACGACUAUCGUGCCCGGUGUGCUCCACGGCCGAGAAAGUGGUGGCCCACAGGUUGGGAGGAGGGGCUUGUACGGCCCUCCAAAAAAAGAAGGGGAAAGGGAGGAAGAAUAAAGGGGCGGGGAAUGCCCGAACCUCGCCCACCUCCCAAUCCCACCAGGAAGAAAGCCAGCAGCGAUCCCAGGAAAACGCGGCUGGGUCAUCUGGGAUGGGUCAAGUGGACCCUCCCCCGAGAGCGAGAAGGGAGCCCAGGGGGCUCAAAGCAGAGACGGCUCGCCCAUCUGCACCCGAGGCCCCAGAGGCUAUCAUGGAGGUGCAGAUGGAGGAGACUCCCCCGGCGACGGAGGAGAGAGGCGGAACGGGGGAGGAAGUAGCCCCCGCUAUUAAUGAGGUGGUCGUCCUGGAGGAGGGCAAAUCUAUCAUUGACCUCACAUGGGUCAAUGGCCCUGCGGUGCGCGCGGUGGGGGUUUGGAGGGUGGCGGAGGGGAUCGACACUGGUUGCGACCAUCUCUACAUAGAGGUGAUCCUCUCCGCCAUUUCCCCCGAGGUGCUCCGGCGCCGCCGGGAAAGGGAGCGCGGGCGGCCCGGCAGAUGGGCCCUCCGUAAAUUGGACGAGGACGCCCUCAAGGCGUUCAUCGCCGCGGCGGAGUGGGUUCGGGGAGACGAUCCUCCUCGACCCAUUCUGUCCCCGGACGAUGUGGAGGAGGAGGCGGAAGAACUCGGGGCAGACAUGGAGAGGGCGUGCGACGCCUCCAUGCCCCGAGUUCGCCCCACGCCCUUCAGGUCCGCGUACUGGUGGACGGAGGAGAUAGCCGAACUUAGGCGCUCCUCCGUCCAGGCCAGAAGACGUAUGCAGCGGACCAGAAGGGCGGGGAACGUCGCCGAGGCGACGACGGCGCGCAGGGCUUUCCGGGCCGCACGUAAAGCACUGCGCGUAGCCAUUGUGAAGGCCAAGGCCAGGUCCUGGGAGGACAUGCUCAAGUCCCUGGACAAGGACCCCUGGGGGCGCCCGUACAGAAUAAUCUUGCAAAGAUUACGAUCUUGGGCGCCCCCGGUGACGGAAACUCUCGAACCCCCACUCCUCGAUAAUGUGGUGGGGGCCCUCUUCCCGGAGGAGGGGCCACCGCCCCUUCCGUACGAGGGUCCUCCGCCGGACUGGAACGAGGAGUGGGAGGUGUCCGGGGACGAGAUGACCCGGGCUGCCCGCCGGCUCGGCGAGGCGAAAAAAGCCCCUGGACCGGACGGGGUCCCGGGUCGAGCAUAG